This is a messenger RNA of Gilbertella persicaria, 1356 nucleotides long. RefSeq names its product GDP dissociation inhibitor. The record is from RefSeq and is a predicted model, not a curated record. Gene Ontology annotation, molecular function: Rab GDP-dissociation inhibitor activity. Gene Ontology annotation, biological process: vesicle-mediated transport; protein transport; small GTPase-mediated signal transduction. Lineage: Eukaryota; Fungi; Mucoromycota; Mucoromycetes; Mucorales; Choanephoraceae. Gene Ontology annotation, cellular component: cytoplasm. The transcript has 4 exons. The coding region runs from base 1 to 1356 and encodes 451 amino acids.
AUGGUCUUGUUAGGAUCAUUUAAAGAAGAUGAAGAAUACGAUGUUAUUGUUUUAGGUACUGGUUUAACUGAAUGUAUCUUGUCAGGCCUUUUAUCAGUUGAUGGUAAAAAGGUCCUUCAUAUGGACCGUAACGAAUAUUACGGUGCCGAAUCUGCUUCUUUAAACUUAACUCAGUUCUUUAACAAGUUCAGACCUGGUCAAACACCUCCUGAAGCUUUGGGCCGUGAUCGUGACUGGAACAUUGACUUGAUUCCCAAAUUCAUGAUGGCCAACGGUGAGAUUGUCCGCUUCUUGACUCACACAGACGUCACUCGUUACUUGGAAUUCAAGCAAAUUGCAGGUUCUUAUGUUUAUAGUGGAGGUAAAGUAAGCAAAGUGCCUGCUAAUGGUGCUGAGGCCUUGUCCAGUCCUUUGAUGGGCAUUUUCGAAAAGCGUCGCAUGAAGAACUUCUUGCUUUGGGCCGAAUCCUACAAGGAUCAAGAUCCUUCUACACACCAAGGUCUUGAUAUUGAUCGCGUCACAGUUGCUGAUGUGUUCAAGAAGUUUGGGUUGGCUGCUGGUACACAAGAAUUCAUUGGCCAUGCUAUGGCUCUUCACUUGGAUGACAGUUACUUGAGCCAACCUGCUCGUGAUACUGUUGAAAAGGUUAGACUAUAUGCUGCCUCAGUUCUUCGUUAUGGUAAGUCUCCUUAUAUCUAUCCUUUGUAUGGUCUUGGUGAUUUGCCCCAAGCCUUUGCCAGACUUUCUGCUGUCUAUGGUGGUACAUAUAUGUUGAACACAGAUGCCAAAGAAUUGAUCUAUAAUGAACAAGGUCAAGUCAUUGGUGUCAAGGCUGGUGAAGACACUGUACGUGCCAAGAUGGUUAUUUGUGAUCCCUCUUAUGCACCAUUGAAUGUCAAGAAGGUUGGCUCUGUUGUUCGUGCCAUCUGUCUCUUGACACACCCCAUCCCUAGUACCAAUGACAGUGAUUCUUGUCAAAUUGUGAUCCCUCAAAGCCAAGUUGGCCGUAAACACGAUAUUUACAUUGCCUGUGUCAGUGAUGCCCAUAUGGUCUGUCCCAAGGGCUACUAUUUGGCUAUUGUCUCUACCAUUGUUGAGACAUCCAACCCCGCUGACGAAAUCAAGGAAGGAUUAAAACUCUUGGGUCCUAUUCAAGAAACGUUUGUCUCUGAAUCUCCUUUGGAAGUGCCUAUUGAAGAUGGUAAACAAGACAAGGUGUUUAUUUCUCGUUCUUAUGAUGCCACAUCUCACUUUGAAACUGUCUGUGAAGAUGUUCAUGAUAUUUGGCGCCGUAUUACUGGUGAACCUUUGGUUCUUAAGAAACGAGAAGAUCAAGAAGAAGUGAAUGCUGCUUAA